This is a messenger RNA of Ornithodoros turicata, 1143 nucleotides long. It is a transcript of the gene sicily, whose product is annotated as NADH dehydrogenase (ubiquinone) complex I, assembly factor 6-like. NCBI's taxonomy places the organism in Eukaryota, Metazoa, Arthropoda, Arachnida, Ixodida, Argasidae. The transcript has 10 exons. The coding region runs from base 75 to 1004 and encodes 309 amino acids. Gene Ontology annotation, cellular component: mitochondrion. Gene Ontology annotation, biological process: mitochondrial respiratory chain complex I assembly; biosynthetic process. The record is from RefSeq and is a predicted model, not a curated record.
CAAAAAAUCACGUCGGCUGGCUUCUAGCUACCUUCUAGCUACCAUAGGCUGGCUAUAAGGCUAUAAGCUGAGUGAUGAAUGCUAGGGCAUUCAAAACGUUUAUGCGCCAUAAGUACUAUAGAAUUCUCUUCACAAAUGAGCGACGAUACAAAUUCACUCAAGUAACUCCUCAGAGCAAUGCUCACUACUGCAUGGAUAUUCUGAAGAAAUAUGAUUAUGAAAACUUUCUCUGCUGUCUUUUGCUGCCAAAAGACAUUCGUCGCAGUGCAAUAAGUAUUCGAGCUUUCAACGUUGAACUCUCACAGAUAAGGGACCUCGUUUCAAAGCCAGAAAUUGGACGCAUGAGGAUUCAGUUCUGGAGAGAUGCACUUGAAAACAUUUACAACGAAAGCCCUCCACAGCAACCUGUUGCAAUGGAGCUCGCACUGGCGGUGCAAUCCAAACGGCUGUCCAAGCACUGGUUGAAUAGAAUGAUUGAUUCCAGGGAGGACUUAAUUACAGAUAGACCUCACACAACUUUGCAAAAUGCAGAAGAUUAUGCAGAGAGGAGUAUAUCAUCAACAUUAUAUUUAAUCCUGCAAGCAUCUGGUAUACAAGAUGUGCAGUGCGAUCAUGUUGCUAGCCACGUUGGGAGGCUCCAAGGUCUUACAAAUCUUAUUCGUGGGGUUCCUUUCAAUGCUUCAAGAGGAAGAGUCUAUCUGCCUAUAGAAACAAUGGCCAAGCAUAAGGUUUCGCAAGAAGCAGUGGCUCAAGGAAAGGGUGACGUCAAAGAGGUUAUAUACGAAAUUGCAAGUGCUGCUCAUCAGCACCUGGAGACUGCUCGAAGUCUCCAGCACAAGGUACCACUCUCCCUGAGGACAGUGUUCUUGCCAGCGGUGUCAUCUGACAAGUAUCUACAGAGGCUGCGCUUAGCAGAUUUCAACGUGUUCGACGCCAGGCUCCAACAGCGAAACCACACCCUUCCCUUAGCGCUCUGGACGCAUAAGUUCUUCAAGAGAUAUUAGGUGAAUUAAUUUAUAAGGCUUCUGAAGGCACGAUAUCCGAGCAUCAAGAGCAAUGAUAUAUUGUAAGCACAUGGACGUCGACCCAAUCUGAAUGUUGUUUGUGGAAAUAAAAUGCCAUUUUAUUGGUAGUACGAUUCUG